AUGCAGGCCGCUGGGUAUCUGGAGCCCCUUCGCAUCAGGGGUGCCUCCUCCCUCACCCCACUGGGUGCCAACGUCUCUCAGGACAAUGGCACUGGCCACAAUGCCACCUUCUCCGAGCCGCUACCGAUCCUCUAUGUGCUCCUGCCUGCUGUGUACUCCGGGAUCUGCGCCGUGGGGCUGACCGGCAACACGGCCGUCAUCCUUGUCAUCCUGAGGGCGCCCAAGAUGAAGACGGUGACCAACAUGUUCAUCUUGAAUCUGGCCAUUGCUGACGGGCUCUUCACACUUGUGCUGCCCGUCAAUAUUGCAGAGCACCUGCUACAGCACUGGCCAUUUGGGGAGCUUCUCUGCAAGCUGACGCUGGCCGUCGACCACUACAACAUCUUCUCCAGCAUCUACUUCCUGGCCGUGAUGAGCGUGGACCGAUACCUGGUGGUGCUGGCCACCGUGCGGUCCCGCCACAUGCCCUGGCGCACCUACCGGGGGGCGAAGGUCAUCAGCCUGUGUGUCUGGCUGGGCGUCACGGUCCUGGUUCUACCCUUCUUCUCUUUUGCUGGCGUCUACAGCAACGAGCUGCAGGUGCCAAGCUGUGGGCUGAGCUUCCCGCAGCCCGAGCAGGCCUGGUCCAAGGCCAGCCGCAUCUACACGGUGGUCCUGGGCUUCGUGGUGCCUGUGUGCACCAUCUGUGUGCUCUACACAGACCUGCUGCGCAGGCUGAGGGCCGUGCAGCUCUGCUCUGGCGCCAAGGCUCUAGGCAAGGCCAGGCGGAAGGUGACCAUCCUCGUCCUGGUCGUGCUGACCGUGUGUCUCCUCUGCUGGACACCCUUCCACCUGGCCUCCAUCGUGGCCCUGGCCACAGACCUGCCCCAGACCCCGCUGGUCAUCAGCAUGUCCUACGUCAUCACCAGCCUCAGCUACGCCAACUCGUGCCUGAACCCCUUCCUCUAUGCCUUUCUGGACGACAGCUUCCGCAAGAAUUUCCGCACCAUGUUCCGGUGCUGA
This is a messenger RNA of Cebus imitator (Panamanian white-faced capuchin), 1002 nucleotides long. It is a transcript of the gene NPBWR2, whose product is annotated as neuropeptides B and W receptor 2. Gene Ontology annotation, molecular function: neuropeptide receptor activity; neuropeptide binding. The transcript has a single exon. Gene Ontology annotation, biological process: neuropeptide signaling pathway. The coding region runs from base 1 to 1002 and encodes 333 amino acids. The record is from RefSeq and is a predicted model, not a curated record. Gene Ontology annotation, cellular component: neuron projection; membrane. NCBI's taxonomy places the organism in Eukaryota, Metazoa, Chordata, Mammalia, Primates, Cebidae.